GUGACAUGUGCGCAGCUACAGUGUACUGUAGCGCAGCUGUGGUAGCUUGCGCGUGCUCUUCACGGAAAAAUGGCAGCCUCCCGUCGUGAAGUGUUGAGGCUUUACAAGGAGUUGAUGCGCGAGUCUGGGCAGUUCAAGAGUUACAUUUAUAGGUCUUAUGCAUUGAGACGUGUGAGAGAUGCCUUCAAGGAGCAUAAAGCUGUUCAAGAUAUAGAUGAAAUCAAUGAGCUUCUAGAUGAUGGACUGAAAAACUUGGAAAUCAUCAAGCGGCAGGUGGUCAUUGGCAAGCUCUACAGGGCUUCUGACUUGGUCAUUGAAAAGCAGUUUGCACAGCAGCGAUGACUCUGUAAAGCCACCCUUUGCUGUAGCUUUUUGUAAAUUGUGUACUGUUCCUGCAUCCUGACCACAACCCAUCCUGGCUUUUUCAAGCGCUGGGUGUCAGUGUGAUCUGGACAGGGCCUUGAGGUUGCUGCUUCCCUGCAUAAAAAAUAAUUGGGCACUCUUUAGAGAUGGCAUGUCUAUAGACAGAAUAAAAUGUGUUAAUGGCUAGCAGGC
Molecule: messenger RNA, 555 nt
Organism: Dermacentor silvarum
Lineage: Eukaryota; Metazoa; Arthropoda; Arachnida; Ixodida; Ixodidae
Gene: bcn92
Product: LYR motif-containing protein 4-like
Exons: 4
Coding region: 70-342 (90 amino acids)
Biological process (GO): iron-sulfur cluster assembly
Cellular component (GO): mitochondrion; L-cysteine desulfurase complex
Source: RefSeq, a predicted model, not a curated record